Salvelinus sp. IW2-2015 is the source of this 1440-nucleotide messenger RNA. The record is from RefSeq and is a predicted model, not a curated record. Lineage: Eukaryota; Metazoa; Chordata; Actinopteri; Salmoniformes; Salmonidae.
AUGAGUGAGCCAGGUCACACAUCUUGCUGCUGUGAUGGCACACUGUGGGAUUUCUCCAGUGAAUAUUGGUUGAAGCUCACUUUCCCCGGCUCGUUCCAGAUCGGUCGUAAGGACCGUCUGUGGAGGAACUGUCUAAGAUGCGGCUCAGUUUUGGACGUCAAGCUGCUGAAGAAGGCCUGGGAGGACAGUGGUUAUUUGCACAAGUGCGAGUCAGAUUGCCAACGGAAGAGACCAACCUCGCCCUGGUGCACGAAGUAUCUCCAUAAGCCCUACCUCAUCAGUGGGAAUAAGUUUGACCUGCGUAUCUAUGUGUACGUGACGUCUUACGAACCGCUCCUGUUUACAUCUUCAAGACGGACUCGUCCGGUUCGCCAGCGGUCAAGCGUCAACAAGAAGAACUCAGACUAUCAGAUUGACAGUGACAAGACCUGCCAGGGACACAAGUGGGCUCUGAAGGCACUGUGGCACUACCUAGGCUCGAAGGGAGUUGACACUACGCUGAUCUGGGAGGAGAUUAAGGACAUUGUCAUCAAGACCAUCAUUGCGUCUGAUCCGUACGUCAACACGCUAGUCAAGAUGCACCUGCGCUCCUCCUACAGCUGUCAUGAGCUGUUUGGCUUUGACGUCAUGCUGGAUGAGAACCUCAAGCCUUGGGUUCUGGAGGUCAAUAUAUCUCCAAGCCUCCACUCCAGCACCGCUCUGGACGUGACCAUAAAGGGCCAGAUGAUCAGAGAUGUGUUAAACCUGGCGGGUUUCCUUCUGCCUCAGAGAGAAGAGGUGCACCCGUCCUUCAGUUCCUCCGGCAGCUCCUCCAGCAGUUUGAGUGGAGGAACCCGGGAGAGAACCAGAUCGGAUAUUUCUACUGAUGAGAAAGUCAAACGGGCCUUCUACCUGAGCCAGCGCUUUUGCAGACCAGGUAUAUUCAUGCAGCGACAGAUGCAACUACUGGUCCCGUGUGGCUCAGUUGACUCUCUGGUCCUCAAGACCCUCUUGAGUUCCUCAGACCCUCUGGUUCCUCUGGUUUCCUCAAGACCCACUGAUCCCUCAUGGUUUCCUCAAGACCCUCUGUUCUCCAAGAAACCCUCUGGCGUCCUCAAGACCCUCUGGUUACAUCAAACCCUCUGGUUCCUCAAGACCCUUCUGGUUCCUCAAGAUCCUCGGAUCCUCAAGACCCUCUGGUUCCUUCAAGACCCUCUGGAUCCUCAGACCUCUGGAUCCUCCUCAAGGGACCCUCUGGUUUCCUCAAGACCUUUGGUUCCUCAAGACCCUCUGUCCUCAAGACCUCUGGCUUCCUCCAAGAACCCUCUGGGUUCCUUGUCAAGACCCUCUGUGUUCUCAAGACCCUCUGCGUUCCUCAAGACCUCUGGUUCCUCAAGACCAUCUGGUUCCUUCAUAGACCUUCUGGUCCUCAAGGACCUCUGGUCCUUCAAGACCCACUGA